AUGCGUGGCUUUCUGGGCUUAUGCCCACAGCUUCUCCUCGGGCACUCGCACAUGCACGAACUUCAACGAGAGCGUGGGAUUGGAUAUUUGCAGUGCAUCCCUUUCAAAUGCCAUAUAGAGCAUCCUUCCCUGCAAAAGCAGAAAGUUGCUGUUGAUGCUUGGCGAGCCUUUUUGGAAGCGCGAGUGCGCGUGCACAAAGAGACACUUGCAGGGCCUGGCUUGACUUUUGCAAAGUUUAUGGCAAACAAGAGCCGCAGGCUGCGCUUUGGCCCGCAUAGAAAACCAGUUCUUUUCUGUGUGCUUUUACUCCAUUGUGCACUUGCCCUUUUGCAUGCUCGGGCUUUUCCAGGCACAGAACUUGGCUGCACUUCUGGAGGCAGUACAGCAGUGCGCCUUGAACGCGCCCGAGCUAUCUGUGCUUGCCUGGCAGCCUAUAAUGCAUUCUACAAAGCAUGUAGAAAAGCUUCGCCAGAAAGGCCUCUGUGUGCAUUCUGCUUCACUUGUGCAAGGCCAAAACUCUCUUGGAGAAAGUGCAGAGCCGUAAAUAAGAAGUGCUCUUGGCAGUGGCAAACUGCACAGGCAAAAUGCCUCUUCUGCUUCUCUGCGCUUUCUCCAAGAGAGUUUUGGCCUUUGGCAAGCUUUCUAGAUUUUUGCGGCUCUAUGCUACUGUUUAUGCAUUCAAGGCGUUUGGAGCCGGCCUGCUUUUGGAAAAAAGCUUUUUUCCAGAAAUUCCAGCUUUCCCAAGGAUGUUUCUUUCUGGGAUGUAUAUCUUGCUGGUCUACGGCUGUUAGAAUGCAUGUUUUAGGCUUGCUGGCCCAUUUAUGCCUGAGAGUUAUGUGCCUUGCCGACUGCCCUCAAACUCUUUUUUAA
Messenger RNA from Nematocida major, 870 nucleotides. RefSeq lists its product as uncharacterized. NCBI's taxonomy places the organism in Eukaryota, Fungi, Microsporidia. The transcript has a single exon. Bases 1 to 870 code for a protein of 289 amino acids. The record is from RefSeq and is a predicted model, not a curated record.